Quercus lobata is the source of this 1975-nucleotide messenger RNA. RefSeq names its product Protein kinase superfamily protein (gene MHK). The record is from RefSeq and is a predicted model, not a curated record. Gene Ontology annotation, molecular function: ATP binding; protein kinase activity. Lineage: Eukaryota; Viridiplantae; Streptophyta; Magnoliopsida; Fagales; Fagaceae. The transcript is spliced from 18 exons. Gene Ontology annotation, biological process: protein phosphorylation. The coding region runs from base 484 to 1791 and encodes 435 amino acids.
UCUCUCUCUCUCUUUUUGGCUUAACCAGCACUCCACACACUCUCUCUCUCUCUCUCUAAAAAUUUUCUCUCUCUUUCUCGCUGUUUCUAUUUUAUCCGAGAAAAUUCGUGAUACGCAUUGGUGAUUCUCAGUGCACGUUUGGCUCCUCAGAUCUUUGUCUAUCGAUUGGUUUUGCAAUCAAAGAUGGGCUAUAUGUGAUGUAGAUGUAAAACAAAAUGGAUUAAUAUUGACACGUGGCCGUCUUAUGCUUGGAGUUCCAGUGGAAGUUUGCAACAUGUUGAUAGAUUCUUCAUUGGUUUUCCAUCGCUCCUAUAAUGAAAAGUGGAUUUUUUAUGACAUCAAAUGCUCCUUGCUAUGUUGUGGAACUAUAAAAUCUCUAGAAGCUAGUUUCAGACACUGUGCUGACAGUGUAGACACCUCUGUAUGGAGGUUGAUUGAAUUCCAUUGAACGAUUUCUGACUACAAUUUUCUGCACCUGUAAUUAUGGAAAGAUAUAAAAUUUUGGAAGAGCUUGGAGAUGGUACUUGUGGUAGUGUAUAUAAGGCCUGGGAUAAGCAAACAGGCGAGAUUGUUGCUGUCAAGAAAUUGAAGAGAAAGUUUUACUUUUGGCAAGAACACACAAAGUUACGUGAACUCAGGGCUCUUCGUAAAUUGAAUCAUCCCAAUAUCAUAAAACUGAAUGAGGUUGUCAGGGAAAACAAUGAACUCUUCUUCAUUUUUGAAUACAUGGAUUGUAAUCUUUACCAACUAAUGAGAGACCGACAAGGAUCCUUUUCAGAAGAGGAGAUCCGUAACUUUAUGUCUCAAUUGCUGCAUGGACUUAAUCACAUGCACAGAGAUGGAUAUUUUCAUCGGGAUCUAAAACCUGAAAAUUUGCUGGUGACAAAUGACCUUCUAAAAAUUGCUGACUUUGGACUGGCUAGAGAAGUGUCAUCAAUGGGUCCUUAUACUGAAUAUGUUUCCACACGGUGGUACCGGGCACCGGAAGUUCUGUUGCAGUCUUCGUCCUACACUCCUGCAGUUGACAUGUGGGCAGCUGGGGCGAUACUGGCUGAGCUUUUCACUUUAUCCCCUAUUUUCCCUGGUAAAAGUGAAAUAGAUCAAUUGUGUAAGAUAUGCAAUGUACUUGGUAUGCCGGACCUGACUAUUUUCCCUGAAGGGACGAACACUUCUCGAUUACUCGGCAUUUUUAGUUAUGAAGAGAUUUCAGCCGCAAACCUUUCCGAUAUCAUUCCAAAUGCUAGUUCAGAAGCUAUUGACUUGAUUUUGCGACUAUGUUCAUGGGACCCUUCAAAGAGGCCAGCUGCAGAUGAAGCAUUACAACAUCCUUUUUUCCAUGUGGGUUGGGUUCCUUAUCCACUUCGUGAUCCACUUGAGCUGAAACUGAGCAACACUGGAGCAAAGCCUAAUCUAGAGUUGAAUUUAUGGGGCUUUGGUCAUGAACCUGAGGACUGUUUUCUUGGCUUGACGUUGGCUGUGAAGCCCAGUGCUUCAAACUUAGAAGUGUUACAUAAUGUUUCUCGGGGUAUGAUGGGAGAGGACAUACUGUUUUGUUCUGGUUUAAAGGAUGAUUCAGAUCAGUCAGUUUUUUGGCCACUAAUUACUCCUGAUCGAAAUAGAAUUCAACCCCCUGUGGAAUCUUCCUUAUCCUUAUCUUUCAGUUCAAUUCAACAUCCAUCAAUAGGAGUUCCACAAUCUGCAGGGUUCUCCAUUUCUUCUCUGCAGCCUAAUAUCUUAGAUGGCCCAUUUUUGGCCAUUUCCUCCCCCUGCCAGAAAAGUCACUGCCUAUGAGUGACUAAGUUAAUAAACUGAAAUUUUCAGGUAAUUUGGGGCUGUAAAUUAUUUAUUUUCUUUAUGUAAAGCUCUAUCACAGUUACAGUUUCUGCCAUUGCAUUACGAUACUGUAGAAUGUAUUUACAGAGAAUAUUAUAAGAGGUAAUUUUUAUAGAUUCCGUGAUUACAUUACAUCCCUUAA